This is a messenger RNA of Diospyros lotus (date-plum), 8531 nucleotides long. Its product is annotated as piezo-type mechanosensitive ion channel homolog. The record is from RefSeq and is a predicted model, not a curated record. The transcript is spliced from 21 exons. The coding region runs from base 733 to 8145 and encodes 2470 amino acids. NCBI's taxonomy places the organism in Eukaryota, Viridiplantae, Streptophyta, Magnoliopsida, Ericales, Ebenaceae.
GAGGGAGGAUAUUUUAAUCCAGAGCAGAUCAUAUCCGAAUCGAAACUUGAGCGAGAAUCAACCCCAGCGGACUCAGUUUCUAAGUUCUUCGAUUGGGGUUUCGUGGAAUAGAAUCCACCGUCCGAUCACAGGUUUUGCAGAGACAACUCAUUUUACCGUUAAUGGCUCGCGACGCAUGAGGGAUGGUCAAAAUUGGGUAACGGAAGGAAAUUCACAGAGGGGAAGGAGCCGUUUCUUAGAAGAUCACUGUGUUGCUGUGAUCCAUAUUCGAAAAUUGGCUUUUGAGUUAUCAUUCGCAGUUUGCCCUACAUUUUCGAUUUCGAUUCCCGCCCCAACUGCUAGUAAUUGUCGUAUAUUUCUUAUUGAUUUUAUUGACUCUGUAGUUGUGUGACUGGUAGUUACGCACGUAAUUCUCGAUUUUCACCUCGAAUCCAGCGGCUCGCCUCCUCGAGGAGUUUCUGUUGCUUUUCAUCGGUCAUUGGCUCGUGAAGCAGGGAGGAAAAGAAAGAGGAAGGGAUUGGGAACAAAGGAGCUCGGCUGGGUUUUAUUUAUCUCCCCGUUAAUCUUUAUUGAAAUCUUCGAUCAAAUUGGUAGGUGUUGGACGAGAUUUUGUGCUUUCCGUGAUAUGGGUUUUCAGUUUUCCAAGAAAAAUUGAAAACCCAUUGACGGAUUACUGGAUUUCGAGGCAAAAUGAGGGAAUUGGAGUAAUCUUGUGACGAUAAGCAGCUAAUUAUGGGGACUUUUCUUAGCGGGUUUGUCUUGCCUUUGCUGCUUUUAGCAGCCGCCUUACUGAAUUGGAGUUUGAUAUCACUUUUUGAUAUGUUAGCUUUUCUCCUCAUUCGGUUCGCUGCUCCAAAAAGAGGAUUUCGUUUUCGAUGGAGAUUUCCCUUAUUGUGGUCAGUUUUCAUAUCUUCGCUACUUGUUAUUCUUGUACAAGUAAUAUUUCUUAUUCUAUUGGGUAUCAAGGAUGAUAACUGGAGUGUAGCUGAUGCCUGGUGGGCAAAGCUAUUUGGAUUGAUGAAGUUUCACUCUUGGAGAUCUCCCCUAGUAAUUUAUUUCUUGGUUGUAAAACUAUUGGUGGCUUUUGUUGCUUCUUUUGAAAUCUGGGGGGAUAAUUUUGGCAUAUCUCCACCUCAAGGUUCAUGUUGUGGACAUCUCUCUUCUGUUAUGGAAAAUAUAGGUUCUUCUUUUAGGGUUGCUUCCUGCUUGCUGUUACCUGCCAUUCAACUUCUUGUUGGAAUUAGCAACCCUUCUUGGGUUUUUCUGCCAUUUUUCAUUUGUAGCUGUGUUGGUCUUGUGGAUUGGUCUUUGACAAGCAAUUUUCUUCGCCUUUUCAGGUGGUGGAAGCCUCUUUGGUUGUAUGCAGGUUUCAACAUUUUCCUGCUUUAUGUGUAUCAGCUCCCCAUUCAUACCCCAGAUAUAUCACAAAGGAUUGCUGGAUUCAUUGGUCUGUACAAAAUAGGCGCUGAAUCUGAGUUUCCAGAGAUUUGUUCUGCACUUUCUCUUAUUGUGUUCUACUUCAUGCUAUCCUGUGUCAAACGUGAUUUGGAGGAAAUGAAUUUUAUUAUGUCAAUGAGAGAAGGCCACUUAAGCGAGCCACUGCUUCCCUCAAAGCAUUCUUUUUUUAUCCGAGAAUCAAGGUCUGGUGUCAGACAUGCAAAUGUAUUACUAAGGGGAUCAGUUUUCCGAACCUUUAGCAUCAACUUUUUCACCUACGGUUUACCGGUCUCUCUGUAUGCUCUUUCUUUCUGGACUUUCCAUUUUGCAAGUAUCUGUGCAUUUGGAUUACUUGCGUAUGUCGGCUACAUUAUAUAUGCCUUCCCAUCCUUGUUUCGGUUGCACCGGUUAAAUGGGCUUCUUCUUGUCUUCAUUCUAUUGUGGGCUGUUAGCACAUACAUUUUCAACGUGGCAUUUGCAUUCCUGAACUGGAAACUCGGGAAGGACAUGGAGAUCUGGGAGUUGAUUGGGCUGUGGCAUUAUCCCAUUCCUGGAUUUUUCCUUCUUGCACAAUUUUGCCUGGGGAUUCUGGUAGCUCUGGGCAAUCUUGUGAGCAACUCUGUUUUCCUCUACCUGUCUGAGGAGGAUCGACAAUCUUCAUAUGACAACUGUACUGUUGAAGUAAAGGAAGAAACCAAGGUAUUGAUUGUGGCUACAAUUGCAUGGGGACUGCGUAAAUGCUCUCGAGCCAUUGAGUUGGUGUUGAUUUUUCUCAUUGCGAUGAAACCUGGUUUUGUCCAUGCUGUAUAUAUUAUAUUCUUUCUGAUAUAUCUUUUGAGCCACAACGUCAGUAAAAGGAUUCGCCAAUAUCUCGUUCUUCUUUGUGAAGCUCAUUUUGCAAUAUUAUACAUUCUUCAGAUUGAUCUGAUCUCCAAAUUUUUGGAGGCAAAGGGCUCCAUAAGCUUGGGAGUUCUCUCCCAGUUAGGUCUCCUUAAAUGCUACAGUUCAUGGGAUUUCUUGGAAAUAGCUUUGCUUGUGUGCUUAUGUGCAGUUCAUAACCAUGGUUUUGAAAUGCUAUUUUCAUUCUCAGCAAUAGUGCAGCAUGCCCCUUGUCUUCCAGUUGGAUUUAGCAUCUUGAAAGCUGGCUUGAAUAAAUCAGUUCUGUUGUCAGUUUAUGCCUCAUCAACCAUCACACAGAGUCAUAAUGAAUUUUCAUAUGAGAGAAAGAUAGCUUCAUACCUCAGUGCCAUAGGGCAGAAGUUUUUGUCUGUGUAUCGGUCAUUUGGGACCUACAUUGCUUUUUUGACUAUCCUUUUCACCAUAUACUUUGUCAGACCAAAUUAUGUGUCAUUUGGAUACAUUUUUCUUCUCCUAGUCUGGAUCACUGGAAGACAACUUGUCGAGAAGACAAAACGGCGCCUGUGGUUUCCACUGAAAGCAUAUGCAAUUUUGGUCUUCAUCUUCAUUUAUAGCUUGAGUAUAUUUCCCAGCUUUCAGAUGUGGCUGUCCAGGCAGAUAAAUCUUUCAAAGUUGGGCUACGAUACUGAAGCUUCUCUGUGGAAAAAUAUUUGGGAGUCUUUAGCAAUCAUGAUAGUAAUGCAACUCUACAGCUACGAGAGGAGACAGAGCAGGUAUACUGGAUUGGAUUAUCUUGAUCCAUUGCAAUAUGGCAUCCUUGGGUUUGUCAGGCGGCUUCUUAUUUGGCACAGUCAAAAGAUUUUGUUUGUUGCAUUAUUCUAUGCUGCUUUGUCGCCAAUAAGUGCAUUUGGACUUCUGUAUCUUCUUGGCCUUGUUCUAUGCUCCAAUUUACCUAAAGUAUCUCGAAUUCCAUCCAAAUCUUCCCUGGUUUACACAGGAUUUUUAAUGAUAACUGAGUAUCUGUUUCAAAUGUGGGGUAAAGCAGCUAAAAUGUUUCCAGGCCAGAAACACUACAAUAUAUCCACUUUUUUGGGUCUUCAGGUAUUUGGGCCAGGUUUUUGGGGCCUAGAAGCAGGCUUGAGGGGAAAAGUUUUGGUGAUUGCCGCUUGCACCCUUCAAUAUAAUGUCUUCCAUUGGUUGGAGAAGGUGCCAAGUAGUCUUCUAAAUGCAGGUAGAUGGGAAGAACCUUGCCCUUUGUUCUUCUCAGCAGAAGAUACCUUGCCAGUAAUUUCUAUUUUUAAUGGGGAAAUUAAGUCAUCAGCAGAUGCUAUUGUCACAAGCAAUUCUUGUCCAUCAUUCAGUUCCAGUUCAUCUCCAUCAUCUCACAAUGUGUCAUCUAAUACUGCACUUGCUCAAGCAAGUAGUAGUAGAAGAUAUUCAUUUGGCUAUGUCUGGGGAAGCUCAAAGGAGAGCCAAAAGUGGAACAAGAAGCGGAUUCAUGCCUUGAGGAAAGAGAGAUUUGAAACACAGAUGACUACCUUAAAAGUAUAUUUAAAGUUUUGGAUGGAGAAUGCAUUCAACCUCUUUGGACUUGAGAUUAACAUGAUUGCAUUGCUUCUUGCCAGUUUUGCUUUGUUGAAUGCUGUUUCUCUGUUAUAUAUUGCCUCACUUGCUGCUUGCAUUCUCUUGGAUAGGCGUAUUAUACGAAAAUUCUGGUCAAUAUUUGUCUUUGUCUUUGCUUCUGUUCUCAUCCUAGAAUACUUUGUUCUUUGGAGGACUCUUGUGCCAUUGAAUCACCGUGCUGCUGAUGACACUGACAUCCAUUGCCAUGAUUGCUGGAAAAGCUCAAAUUUAUAUUUUCAUUACUGCAGAAACUGUUGGCUGGGACUUACUGUUGAUGAUCAUCGAAUGCUUAUCAGCUAUUUUGUGGUCUUCAUGCUCGCUUGUUUCAAACUUCGUGCUGAUCAUGUUUCUCGAAUCUCUAUGUCAUAUACAUAUCGGCAAGUAAUGUCUCAACGCAAAAAUGCAUUUGUUUGGAGGGAUCUCUCCUUUGAGACAAAAAGCAUGUGGACUUUUCUUGACUACCUUAGGCUUUAUUGUUAUUGUCAUCUACUGGAUCUUGUGCUUGCUCUGAUUUUGGUAACAGGCACCCUUGAGUAUGACAUUCUGCACCUUGGAUAUCUUGGUUUUGCAUUAGUUUUCUUUCGAAUGAGACUCCAGAUUCUAAAGAGGAAGAACAAAAUCUUCAAAUUCCUACGAAUAUAUAACUUUGCUGUUAUUAUUCUUUCCCUGGCCUAUCAGUCUCCUUUUCUGGGGGAUUUCAGUGCUGGGAAGUGUGACACAGUAGAUUAUGUUUAUGAAGUGAUUGGAUUUUACAAAUAUGACUAUGGAUUUAGGAUUACUUCACGAUCGGCUCUGGUUGAGAUCAUCAUCUUUGUACUUGUUUCACUUCAGUCAUAUAUGUUCUCUUCACCCGAGUUUGAUUAUGUCUUCCGAUACCUAGAGGCAGAGCAAAUUGGUGCCAUUGUAAGUGAACAAGAGAAGAAAGCUGCAUGGAAAAAAGCACAGUUACAACAUAUUCGUGAAUGUGAGGAAAAUAAACGCCAGCGUAACUUGCAAGUGGAGAAAAUGAAAUCUGAGAUGCUCAACCUUCAAAUCCAGCUUCAUAGUAUGAACUCCACUGAAACUUGUGGCAACACUUCUCCUAGCAGUGGUGGCCUAAGAAGGAGGCGAGGCACUAUACAUUUCAGUAAAGAUGCUGGAGACUGUGAGAAAAAGGAAGAGCCUCCUGUGAAAUCGGAACUCGAUACAGAUGCCCACAUAUCAGUUUCACAAGAACUGCAUGAAUCUCCAAAUAGUGUAAAAACAGAGAGUCUGUUAGCGUUGGAGUCUACCAAGCACUUAGUGGAAUCACCUCAUUGUGAGAUCGUUGAGCUUGAAGAGGAUGCUGCUGAUAGUUUGCAUGACUUAGAUAAAGAAAAUAAAGUCAAAGGACCUGCAAAAGAAAAUCCCUUAAUUUCAGCAGUACAGCUAAUUGGAGAUGGUGUUUCCCAUGUACAAUCUUUCAGUAAUCAGGCAGUUACUAAUCUUGUCAACUUUUUGAACAUUUCUCAUGAAGAUUUGGAUGAGAAUGAGGUACAUGAUGACAAAGAGUCUGAAGCUAUGAGGAAUGUUCCUUUGGAUCGUUCUUCUUCUCUGCAGUCUGACAACAGUAGGACCAUGUCUGAUGCUGCAAGCCUGCAGAUUGGGAGGAUCUUCCAUCAUGUGUGGUUGCAGAUGCGCUCCAAUAAUGAUGUUGUGUGUUAUUGUUGCUUUGUUCUUAUCUUCCUAUGGAAUUUCAGUUUGCUUUCCAUGGUGUAUCUUGCAGCUUUAUUCUUGUACGCUUUGUGUGUAAAUACUGGUCCGAGUUACAUCUUUUGGGUUAUUAUUUUAAUAUACACAGAAGUCUAUAUCUUGCUUCAGUAUCUGUAUCAAAUCAUCAUCCAACACUGUGGCUUGGAGAUCCAGUCAAGCCUUCUUUAUGAGUUGGGCUUUCCUACCAAUAAAAUCUCAUCUUCAUUUGUUAUCAACAUUUGGCCUCUGUUUCUAGUGUACUUGCUUACACUCAUACAGAGCUCUAUAACUGCAAAAGAUGGUGAAUGGGCUUCCUCAACAGAAUAUGAUAUUUCUGAAAGGAGAGUUCUUUUUCAAAAAGAGGCUCUUUGGAACUCUAGCUGGAGACGAAGGGCAUGGGAGCUGCUCCAACCGAUAAUACAUGUAGUGAAAAUGACAGUUAGAAGUUUUUCCAUCUUCUGGAAAUCACUGACACAAGGAGCAGAAUCUCCUCCAUACUUCAUCCAGUUGUCCUUGGAUAUCCAUGUGUGGCCAGAGGAUGGGAUUCAACCGGAGAGGAUUGAGUCUAGAAUAAAUGAAUUGCUUAGAAUUGUGCAUGAUGAGAGGUGUAAGGAGAAUGACCCUAAUAUUAGCCAUUCUGCUAGUAGGGUUCACGUUCAAAGCAUUGAAAAAAGCACAGAAAACUCAAAUGUGGCCUUGGCUGUUCUUGAGGUUUUUUAUGCAUCCCCAUUAACGGAAUGUACAUCGGCUGAAUGGUACAAGUCACUAAGUCCAGCAGCUGAUGUAGCAGAGGAGAUUCUUCAUGCACAACGUGCAGGCAUUGUUGAAGAAGUUGGAUUUCCAUAUCCUAUACUCUCUGUAAUUGGAGGUGGUAAAAGAGAACUUGAUCUGUAUGCCUACAUGUUUGGUGCAGAUUUAGCUGUUUUCUUUCUGGUUGCCAUUUUCUACCAUUCCGUCAUAGAAAAUAAGAGUGAAUUUCUGGAGGUAUAUCAGCUUGAAGAUCAAUUCCCAAAGGAGUUUGUAUUUAUUCUAAUGAUUAUCUUCUUCUUGAUAGUGCUUGAUCGCAUUAUUUACCUGUGCUCAUUUGCCACAGGAAAAGUUAUCUUCUAUAUUUUCAACCUCAUACUCUUUACAUAUUCAGUAACAGAGUAUGCUUGGAAUAUGAAAUCUUCACAUCGGCAAGCUGGAAGAUUGGCACUUCGUGCUAUUUAUCUAACAAAAGCAGCUUCUCUGGCACUGCAAGCCAUACAGAUCAGAUAUGGGGUUCCUCAUAAAAGUACCCUGUAUCGUCAGUUUCUUACCAGUAAAGUUUCACGUGUUAAUUAUAUAGGCUACCGGAUCUAUCGUGCUCUGCCAUUCCUUUAUGAGUUGCGCUGUGUACUUGACUGGUCUUGCACAACAACAUCUUUAACAAUGUACGACUGGCUGAAGUUGGAAGAUAUAAAUGCAAGCUUGUACCUUGUGAAAUGCGAUGCAAUCUUGAAUAGAGCGAGACACAUACAAGGAGAGAAGCAAACAAAGAUGACUAAAUUCUGCAAUGGGAUAUGUUUGUUCUUCAUAUUAAUCUGCAUCAUCUGGGCUCCUAUGCUGAUGUACAGCAGUGGUAACCCAACAAACAUAGCAAACCCCAUCAAGGAUGCCAGCGUUCAACUUGACAUUAAGACAACAGGUGGAAAGUUGACCUUGUUCCAGACAACUUUGUGUGAAGGAAUUGCAUGGAAUAACCUCAACCCACUUGUUAAUCUUGAUCCUCAUGGUUAUUUGAAUGCAUAUGAUGAGAAUGACAUCCAGCUUAUAUGCUGCCAACCUGAUGCUAGUACUUUGUGGCUUGUCCCUGAUGUGGUUCUUAGCAGAUUUGUUCAGUCCAUUGACGAUCAAAUGGAUGUCAUUUUUACUUGGAUACUAACAAGGGAUAGACCAAAAGGCAAGGAACUUGUGAAGUAUGAAACUAGUGUUGAUGGCCCAAACCUUCCAGACCCUUCAGACAUUCAGGCAGUGCUCAAGGGUUCUGGCAAUAGCUUUAGGAUAAAUAAUACAUACUCAAGAUUCUUUCGGGUUACUGGGUCAGGUGAAGUCAGAUCUUUUGAGCCCGAGGAAAAUGAAGUUUGUGCUGAUCUUGUGAUACAUCAUGGAAGUCCUGAAUGGUGGUCCUUCCAUGAUGUGAAUCCAUUGGAUGUAAGUGGAUGUGGAGGUUCCGCAGGACCAAUGGCCAUCAUUGUAACUGAGGAAUCACCACAGGGCCUUAUCGGGGAGACUCUUAGCAAAUUCAGCAUCUGGGGCCUCUACAUUACCUUUGUUCUUGCAGUAGGUCGGUUUAUCAGACUUCAAUGUUCUGACCUAAGAAUGAGAAUCCCUUAUGAGAAUCUUCCUUCUUGUGAUAGGUUGAUUGCCAUAUGCGAGGAUAUAUAUGCUGCAAGAGCAGAGGGUGAGCUUGGAGUGGAGGAGGUCCUCUACUGGACGCUCAUAAAAAUUUACAGGUCGCCACACAUGCUGCUCGAGUAUACCAAACUCGACUAGGUUCUGCAACCCAAAUGCAACCUCAGGCUUCAACUUGACAGGAUUACGACUGACUUUAGGCCGAUUAGCAUCCAGUUACUGUGAAUAGAACUUGAUCUCACACUAACUCUUUGUUGUCUUUUGGUCUGGGAAGCUCUCCAAAAGUGUACCGAGCUUUCAACAAUAGGAUGGUUGUGGCUUUCCCGUUUAGUGUGUUUUGAAGGUGUACACAAGAGAAAAACCGUAUCCUGCUGCUUGUCCUUCAUUAGAGCAUCAUCAUCUUUUAGACUGUAGGAGAGUGUAUGUAUAAUCUUCAGCUGGCAGGUGAGGCUACCAGGGAUCAUCAUGUAAAGAUAAAGAUGGUAACAAUGCAAUGUAAGCAGUUUCCUUAUUCUUGGGAUUUUUCC